AUGAAUAAUGUAAAUUUAAGAGUAGUAAUUCAACUAGCCUAUUUUAUAUUGGUGCUUACAAUAAAAUUAAGUUAAUCAUAAUUCAGAAUACUUUUAAGUUAUUUUAAGUAUGAUCUUGACUGUGCUCUUUAUACCUUUAAUAGAUAUGUGAAUACAUGCGUUGAGCAAUAAUAACUGAUAUUUAAAUCACUAUGCGUUGAUCUUGGGUUGAUAAAUGAUGGAUUCCUAAGUAGAUUUCAGUAUUUUUGGUUGGGAUUAACAAUAUAACUAGAAUUUGAUUCCACGAUCCAAAAUUAAAUAGUUAGAGUUGGAUACCUCUUGGUUGUAAUUGCUUCAGCAAAUUAGACUUCAAUUUAUCUAUUAAUUGAUUCGUCUGCAAUUGGGAUCAUUUUUGGCGAAGCUUUGUAUGGUUUGCUACUAUUAUAUUAAUUUAUUGUGAAAACAAAUUAGUAGGUAAAGAAGUUACCUCUACAUAAAUCCUGUUCUCAUAGUUUUACUGAGAAAAUAGAGAGUCCUCAAUAACAGAUAUUUGAUGAAGACUCGAAUCAAAUUAAAUUUAUGCCAUUGAAUUAAGGAUUAGGAAAAAACUCUUCAUUAUAUUCAAGGGAUCCAUCGGUUCUAGAAUAGAUAGAAUAGUAAAAAACCUUUUAUGAGAUUUUAUUCAAUUAGUUUCCUGAAGGAAUAUUAAUAAUCAAAGAUCAAAAUAAGAUUGAUUAUCACAAUAAUCAAGUCUACAAUUUGUUGGGAAGAAAACAUAUUCAAAAUAGAAAAGAUUAAAUAUUGCCUCGUUUGUAUGAAUUAAAGAAUUAUAGUUCGAAAUUUCAAUUUGAGGAAUAAACAUAGUUUGACAAAUUCUUUUCUAAUAGGAAUGAGAAAUGA
This is a messenger RNA of Paramecium tetraurelia, 879 nucleotides long. RefSeq lists its product as uncharacterized. The record is from RefSeq and is a predicted model, not a curated record. NCBI's taxonomy places the organism in Eukaryota, Ciliophora, Oligohymenophorea, Peniculida, Parameciidae. The transcript has 2 exons.